Messenger RNA from Pelodiscus sinensis (Chinese soft-shelled turtle), 1144 nucleotides. The record is from RefSeq and is a predicted model, not a curated record. NCBI's taxonomy places the organism in Eukaryota, Metazoa, Chordata, Testudines, Trionychidae.
CAGAUGCUCCUGAAGGCAGCAGACGGCUCCGCACUGAAGAAUGAGACUCUGCGGCUGUUUGUUAGCUCUGGAGACAUUAGUGAGAACCAGACCUUCCUGACGGAUGAGUCUGGCAGAGCCUCCUUCGCGCUGGACACCUCCGGCUGGACCGGGCCAGUCGCUCUGCGGGGGCACUUCAAAGAGGCAGGUCCCAGCGUGGAGCGUGACAAAGUCUCUCCCAGUUACCCGGAUGCCCAUCACCGUGUGGAGUCCUUCUACUCCCGGAGCCGGAGUUUCCUGAAGAUCCGCAGGCUGGGCGGGGAGCUGCCCUGCGACCAGGCCCAGCGGCUCCACGUGGACUAUGUCCUGGCGAGGAAGGCCCUGGGGAACGGGUCCAAGAGCCUGGAUUUCAUCUUCAUGGUCGUGGCCAAGGGAGCCAUCGCCAGGAUCCUCCACAAGGGGCUGAAGCUCAGAAAGGGGGCUGGACUGAAGGGCUCCUUCUCCGUGGAGCUGCCCGUCGGUGCUGAGCUGGCGCCGGCUGCCAAGGUGCUGAGUUACACGGUGCUGCCCGACGGAGAGAUGGCUGCCGACAGCGCCCUGCUGCGCGUGGCCAAGUGCCUCCCCAACAAGGUGAAGCUGGCCUUCUCGCAGGACCGGGCCCUGCCAGGCUCGGAGCUCCAGCUGCAGGUGCAGGCUGCCCCCGGGUCCCUGUGCGCCGUCCGCGCCGUGGAUCGCAGCGUGCUGCUCAUGAAGCCUGAGGCCGAGCUCAGCGUCGACACGGUCUAUAACUUGCUCCCUGAUUUUCACCAAGAAGACUCCUAUCAAGGGCAUAAGUCAUGUUACUGUCAGUCCAAUGCUACGGCUACAGUUAUGUCUACUACUCUUCACGGUGUGCCAGCGACAAUUUGGUCUCUCCGGAGGCCGCGCAGAGGGACUCGUGGCAGGGCUGACCCGCUGACCGACCCCAACGGCCUGUUUCAGGUAGGGUUGUGCCUGGCCCUGCCUCUGUCUCCUUUGUAGCCUGAAAGGACUAAACUGGCUCCGCCAUGCCCAGGCUGCUGGGGCGACGUCCCACCAAACAGUCCGGCCUGUUCUAGUGACUCCCCAGGGAUGCUCCUCGCAAACUCAGGGCUGGGCUGCACCUCCCCCGCCCCCUUCACACCCA